Molecule: messenger RNA, 1911 nt
Organism: Engraulis encrasicolus (European anchovy)
Lineage: Eukaryota; Metazoa; Chordata; Actinopteri; Clupeiformes; Engraulidae
Gene: znhit2
Product: zinc finger, HIT-type containing 2
Exons: 1
Coding region: 55-1830 (591 amino acids)
Source: RefSeq, a predicted model, not a curated record
CCAACUAUGUACCAUGUAGAUGAACUGACUUGAGCAACAUACCUCUCUCCAACCAUGCAGCCGAUUGUCAGACGAAAACUGCCAUCGCGUUUGCGGUGUAUGUUAACAGACAUCGGUCCUAAAGAGGAAGACCCUCUGGAUCUAGAGACGGAGGAAGAUCCUGUUGAAAAAGAUGGCAUUGUACUUCCCAGAAGAGGAGCGUCAAACACCAGUGACCUUUUGGCCCCUGCCAUAACAAAUGACACCACAAAUGCUGGAUCCAUGCCCCAAGUCUGUGGCCUGUGUUUAUCCCAGCCAUAUAAGUAUACCUGCCCACGUUGCAACAUAACAUACUGCAGCUUGGCUUGUUACAGAAGCCCAGGCCACUCUGGAUGUUCUGAAGAAUUCUACAAAGAAUCAGUGUUUGAGGAGUUGAAGAAUACAGGGCUGACAGAGAAGGAAAGUAGAGAGAAGAUGCAUGAUAUUUUACUCCGGUUGAGGAAGAACGAGGGACAGAUGGAAAACCUCACAGAACAGCUGGGAGAGGAGGUGGAACCGGGUGGGCCAGAGGCCCUCCAACUUCUCUCUAGGCUCGCAGAGAUCCAAGCCAGUGGUGAGGAGAACACAGAGGAGGUUCAGAAUAUACUCCUCAGGCUCAGAGACAUUGACAAAGGUGGGGAUGGGUCACAGGUGCAUGGCCUCCUUGACGAGGAUGACGAAGAAGACGACGAUGAUGAGGACUUGGCAGAUAGGUUAGCUGGCCUUGACCUUGACUCUCUGUCAGAGGAAGAGCUGUGGGCUCUGUUGGGAAAGGAGGACAGAGAGAAAUUUGAGCAGCUGGUGAAAGGUGGUGCCAUUGGAGGACUGAUACCCAUCUGGAAGCCUUGGUGGGAGGCCCAUGACCGACCCAAAGAACUUCUGCUGGAGGUCCUGAGUGAAGAGGACACAGCUCACAAGCAGGAUGAGCUGUCUGUUGUUCCAGAGGACAAGAGGAUGAAGGAUAGCGAAGGAAAAGGUUCGAAAUCAGAAAGGACUGAAGGUGCUACUGGUGGUAUGAGUGCUAAAAUGACUGAGGAUGUCAAAGUAAAACGUGGAAAUAAAAAUAAGACAACAUCCAAGCAGAAAAACAUAGAUCAUGUUGAAGACACUAAUAUGAAAGGAAAAAAUAAACCCAAUAGCCGUGUACCACCUGUAAACAUGAGUAAGAUUCCACCCCUUCUCUCACUCACCAAGAAUCCUUCUCCUUUACUGGGCAACACGCUCGUCAAUGUAUUGUACGGCUACACAUUCUCUCUGUGCCUUUUCAAUGGCGAUCUCUCUGAAGAGGAGAUGACCCAGGACUUUUGCCAGAUGGUGCUGGUCGUCUCCGAGGGCCUGUCCACAGCCAGGGUCUUCAGCUCCCCACAGGAGGCUCUGGAGGUGGCUGUGAUGGCAGUGUCUGCCGGUGGAUACUUUGACCGUGAGGACCCGCAAGCCCCGGCCAGAGCCGUGGAGGCUGUGGCACAUGUGUUGAGUGGACAGAGCAGCCGUGACCCUGUCGGAUACUGCCUGGCCGCCCUGUCAGAGCUGAAGGCUACCCUGGCUAAAGCCAGAGCGCUCUUGCCUAAAGAGGGCGAGGGAGCAGAACUUCGGAAGAGGUAUUUCCAGGCAGCUAAGAAGUGUGAGUUCUUGCAGUCAUGGGCAAAGGAGAAUACUCAGGGUGUGAAGAUCUUGGCGGCCGGGGUGUGGAGGGAGCAUUUGAAGAGAGACAACGAGCGGAGAGUUUUGGAAGUGGGGAAGGUGGAAGCAGAGCAGAGCAGGAGGAAAGGAAAAGGUCCUCUGAUUGAGGAAAUGACUACAAAAAAAGAUUAAACAGGAAAAAAUGCAAUCGUUCAUUUAACAUUAGAAUGUCUGUAAACUUUGGUUUAAAUAAAAGUUUAUUUUCCCAACAAA